Molecule: messenger RNA, 1784 nt
Organism: Lepidothrix coronata (blue-crowned manakin)
Lineage: Eukaryota; Metazoa; Chordata; Aves; Passeriformes; Pipridae
Gene: GALE
Product: UDP-galactose-4-epimerase
Exons: 10
Coding region: 377-1420 (347 amino acids)
Biological process (GO): beta-D-galactose catabolic process via UDP-galactose, Leloir pathway
Cellular component (GO): cytosol
Molecular function (GO): UDP-glucose 4-epimerase activity
Source: RefSeq, a predicted model, not a curated record
CUCCAGAGCUGCAGGAAAACCAGGGAAUGGGUGGGGAAAGGGCAGAGCCGAGCCCCCUGUGGAGACCACCCGAAUUCAUCCCAACUCCCUGCCCCUGUGCUUUGGGGUGAACCCCGAGGGGUCUGUGCUGUGGGAUACGGGAGAGAGCGGGAUCUCACCGGAAGGACGAGGGCUUUUCCCGGGCUGUGGCAGUGCCAGACCCACCCUCCGUGUCCGGGAGGUGUGCCCGCGCUGGCAGGUCGCGCUCCAGCCCAUCCCUGUCCCCGGGAGAGCUGCAGGAAGUGCCGGAGCGCUGCUGACGUGACAGUGCCCCAGCUGUGCCCGUUCCAGGCCGCCCCACACGGAGCUGAAGGAUUUUCCUGCCCCAGGGAGAGCCAUGGCCGAGAAGAUCCUGGUGACGGGCGGCGCUGGGUACAUCGGCAGCCACUGCGUGCUGGAGCUGCUGGAGGCUGGAUACGUCCCCGUGGUCAUUGACAACUUCCACAACGCCAUCCGAGGGUCGGACGCGCUCCCCGAGAGCCUCCGGCGGGUGGAGCAGAUCGCGCACCGGCCCGUCCUCUUCCAGGAGCUGGAUAUCACCGAUGGGGCCGCGCUCCAGGAGCUCUUCAGGAAGCACCAGUUCUCGGCCGUGCUGCACCUUGCGGGGCUGAAGGCAGUGGGGGAGUCGGUGCAGAAGCCUCUGGAAUAUUACAGAGUGAACCUCACCGGGACCAUCCGGCUGCUGGAGACCAUGCAGGCCCACGGCGUGAAGAACAUCGUGUUCAGCAGCUCUGCCACCGUCUACGGGGACCCCAAGUACCUCCCCCUGGACGAGAACCACCCGGUGGGAGGCUGCACCAACCCCUACGGCAAAUCCAAGUUCUUCAUCGAGGAGAUGAUCCGGGAUCUCUGCAAAGCAGAGCGGGACUGGAACGCUGUUCUCCUGCGCUACUUCAACCCCAUCGGUGCCCACGAGUCGGGGAUGAUCGGGGAAGAUCCUCAGGGGAUCCCAAACAACCUCAUGCCCUACGUGGCGCAGGUGGCAGUGGGACGCCGGGAAUUCCUGAGUGUGUUUGGGAACGACUACAAGACAGAUGAUGGAACAGGAGUCAGGGAUUACAUCCACGUCGUGGAUUUGGCCAAAGGCCACGUUGCUGCUCUGAAGAAGCUCAAGGAGAACUGUGGCUGCAAGAUCUACAAUCUGGGCACAGGCACCGGCUACUCCGUCCUGCAGAUGGUCCAGGCCAUGGAAAAAGCCUCGGGGAGGGAGAUCAAGUACAAGGUCACGGCCCGGCGGGAGGGGGACGUGGCCUCCUGCUACGCGGACCCGGCGCUGGCUGAGCGGGAGCUGGGCUGGAAAGCUGCCUUUGGUCUGGACAAGAUGUGUGAGGACCUGUGGCGGUGGCAGCUGCAGAAUCCCAUGGGCUUCAGCAAGAACUGAGCCAUGGCCGAGGGCUGGCCGCGCUCGGGGGCUGCUCCAGGCCAGCCCUUCCUGCCUCCCGCGGCCCCAGCGAGGCCAUCACCGUCCUGGGAGCAGCUCCAGCUCCCCCUCCUGCCUCUGGCACGGAGCAUCCUCAGCCUUCCUCAGCCUCAUCCCCCUCAAGUCCUUUGCAUCUCACAGAGCAGAACCACAAUGGAGAAAAGAGCCAGGGCUUGGUUUGGCUCCCAUGGAACCCCCCAUGGGAAUGUCCAGGGGCUGUGCUUGGCUGGGCCCUGCAGCCACCACUGGAGCUGCUCCUGGGCCCUCCCUGUGCCCUGGGAAGUGGCUGCAUCCAGCACUUGGACACUGUGAGUCCUGCUGAGCC